Antrostomus carolinensis (chuck-will's-widow) is the source of this 697-nucleotide messenger RNA. RefSeq names its product phosphatase and actin regulator 1. Gene Ontology annotation, molecular function: actin binding. Gene Ontology annotation, biological process: stress fiber assembly; cell motility. The record is from RefSeq and is a predicted model, not a curated record. Lineage: Eukaryota; Metazoa; Chordata; Aves; Caprimulgiformes; Caprimulgidae. The annotation marks the transcript as partial. The transcript has 3 exons.
AUCCUGGUGCUCCUGUGAAACUGCCUUGUAUGCCAGUUAAACUGUCACCUCCACUACCUCCAAAGAAAGUCAUGAUUUGCAUGCCUUUAGGGGGGCCAGACCUCUCUCUCUCAUCCUAUUCCACGCAGAAGAGCUCCCAGCAGCCUUUGACUCAGCACCAUCACACUGUCCUGCCAUCCCAGUUAGCAGCUCACCAGCACCAGCUCCAGUACGGCAGCCACAGCCAGCACCUGCCUUCUGGGACCAGCACGUUGCCCAUUCACCCUUCGGGGUGCCGGAUGAUAGAGGAACUCAACAAAACGCUAGCCAUGACCAUGCAGAGGCUAGAAAGCUCUGGUUUACACACAGGUGAAAGUGUUACAAAAACAGGACCUGGAGGCCUUCCAGACAUGAGACAAGUGCCAACUGUUGUGAUCGAAUGCGAUGACAAUAAAGAAAAUGUGCCUCAUGAAACUGACUAUGAAGAUUCUUCCUGCCUCUACGCAAGACAGGAGGAGGAGGAAGAGGAAGAUGAAGAUGAGGAUAACUCAUUAUUUACAAGCUCCCUGGCAAUGAAAGUCUGCAGGAAGGACUCUUUAGCCAUCAAACUAAGCAACAGGCCUUCCAAGCGAGAGCUGGAGGAAAAGAACAUCCUCCCCAUGCAGACUGAUGAAGAGAGGCUCGAACUUAGGCAGCAGAUUGGGACAAAGUUAACAAG